This is a messenger RNA of Poecilia reticulata (guppy), 1008 nucleotides long. RefSeq names its product hairy and enhancer of split related-7 (gene her7). Lineage: Eukaryota; Metazoa; Chordata; Actinopteri; Cyprinodontiformes; Poeciliidae. The record is from RefSeq and is a predicted model, not a curated record. Gene Ontology annotation, molecular function: protein dimerization activity.
GACUGGGAAGGAAGCAGCUUUUCCUGGAUGAGAACAGAACUUUGGGAAGUCCAGGAUAAUGAAGCUGCUGCAAGAAACUGACGAUGCAACAAAGAAGAGAAAGCUGAUGAAAUCUCAGGUGGAGAAACGUCGAAGGGAGCGAAUGAAUCGCAGUCUGGAGCGUCUGAGGACCAUGCUGCUGCAGGAGCCUCAACAAGGAGGGAUGCAGCAGAAGGCAGAGAAAGCUGAGAUUCUGGAGCACACUGUUCUCUUCCUGCAAAGAAACGCCAAAGAACUCAAGGAAAAGAUGGGAGGCCAGAAAUACUCCUUCCAGGAUGGGUUCUCCAGCUGCCUCCAGAGGGCAUCGCAGUUCCUGGGGCCCGAAGGGAAAGGCCUCUGGCUUGGACCGGUCCUGGACGCCACCUUCUCUGCCCGCUUCCCAGGCUCACACAGCCACUCUGCAGGCGCCCGCAUCAAAACCUCCAUCUCCAUGACCCACACCAAGUCCCUGCUCCAGAUGCUGAGGCUGAGGUCCAAGUCCAGUCAGCAGACGCAGGCCUCCGGUGCGAGCACCUCGGCUUGGCCGCGCAGAUUCUCAGCCCAGCAGAGCUUCCCUAUGAUUCCCCAGCAGCCUCAGAUGCAAAGCGGGCUGGAGAUGGGAGCGGAGAGGCCGGGGAGCAAAGAGAGCUCGUCCCAGAGCGGGACCCUCAGCCAGACUUUAUGGAGACCGUGGCCCUGAUCAUCACAACCCACAGAACCCCCAGAACUCUCAAUAACCACCAAACCCUCCAUUAAAACUGCUUCUGUUUUCAUUCUGCUCUCAAAAAAUAUCCUAACUCUCGUCUCUCUCUCAGCUUUCACCUGAAAUCCUGUAAAUAAUGUAAAAGAAACCUCAUGAUUUGUAGCUGUAGUAUUUUUGAAAAGGUUGACUCCCUCCAGUAGCUCAGAAAGUGUGGCGGCCGUGUUAUCUGCUGGCAGGCACGCAGGGAUUUUCGUGGACCAGGACCGGAUCUGGAUCCUGUGGAUCGG